UCAUCGCAAGAAAUGUAUUAGAUGCACCCCCCAUGGGGAUUUGCGGGCAGCUUGCUGCUGGAUUGAUGUCGUGACGUCAGGCAGCGCGCGGCUCCGCCACCGGCUCUCUCAGGGGCCAGGAGGACUAAUCCGCUGCGCGCGCCACGGAACAGAGCUCCCGGUCUAAUCUCCGGUGAGAGGGGGACACGAAAUGGGAAUGACUGGUACCAGGCGCCGAGGGCUCGUACACACUCAGGCGGGGUUACGGGACGUCCUCAGCGGCGUGGGAAAGCAUGGAGCUCCCGCUCAACUCCCAGGGACGAAGUGAAUGCAGCGGCAGGGAUAGUGACAAGACCCGCCGACUCAUCCAGGAGGACAGAACUCUUCAUUGGGAACCGUGUUGUUAGGAGCUGGAGGAAGAGGGAACUUCGAACAUUGAAGCUCCGCUGUAGCCCGGGACUGCGCCGGGAGAGAAUACGGACAGAUAGGCACUAAGUCACGCGAUGAGACAGAGACAGUAGCGGCGACCAUCCGUCUACAUUCCGCUUGACAUACACACGCACGCAGACACACCCACACAUAGACACACACUCUUACGCGCACACACUUUCAAGUCGGACUUCCAGAGUGCAGGCUUCACAAUGAGCCGCUAAAUUCCUGCUCCCACAGGAGAGGAGGCACCGGGUUUCAUUCAUCUCGCUCGGUGUGUGUGUGUGUGAGUGUGUGUGUGUGUGUUUGUGAUGGACCGGGUCCCGGCCGCCGUGGCUGCUAAGAUGCGGUGGGUAACGCUGUUAGUAGCCGGUCUGACGGUCUGGACUACCGUAUGUCACUGUUUCGACUAUGAAGACGCCAACUAUGAUUACUACAAUGAGGAGGAAAGGACAGAAAACAUUGACUAUAAGGACCCGUGUAAAGCUGCUGCGUUUUGGGGGGACAUUGCUUUGGAUGAGGAAGAUUUGAGGAUGUUCCAGAUCGACAGGACGAUAGACCUGACACUACACACACACACUGACGCCAGACGUGGACAUCACUCUGGUGGCAUUGAAGAACAUGUUGUUUCUAAGAGGAAGGGUUCCUUAUACCUUCUUUUGGAAAGAAUACGGAGGUUUGGCUUCGACUAUGGGUCUAAGAACUUCAGUCAAGAAGCAGCCUCCGAUCCCAAGACCAGGUCAGGGAAAACUGUUGGAAACACAGACAGCACGUGGAAUACAGAGAAGACUGGGAAUACUGUGAAAACUGUGAAUGCAAUGAAGAGUGGGAAGGCAGUGAGAAGCAGGAAGACUGUGAAGGGAGGGGUCCUUGAGAAGAGUCCUCGUGUUCCCAGAGCAGCAACCUCCAGGGCUGAGAGGAUCUGGCCCGGGGGGGUCAUACCGUACAUGAUUGGAGGAAACUUUACUGGAAGUCAGAGGGCAAUGUUCAAGCAAGCGAUGCGGCAUUGGGAGAAGCAGACGUGUGUCACAUUCAUUGAGAAAACUGACGAGGAGAGUUACAUCGUCUUCACCUACCGGCCUUGUGGAUGUUGUUCCUAUGUGGGUCGCCGGGGCAACGGUCCCCAGGCAAUAUCGAUAGGGAAGAACUGUGAUAAAUUUGGCAUCGUUGUCCAUGAGCUAGGCCAUGUGAUUGGGUUCUGGCACGAACACACACGCCCUGACAGAGAUGAUCAUGUCACAAUCAUCAGAGAUAACAUACAACCAGGUCAAGAAUAUAACUUCCUGAAGAUGGAGCCAGGAGAGGUGAACUCUCUUGGGGAACCUUACGACUUUGACAGCAUCAUGCAUUAUGCCAGGAAUACCUUCUCACGAGGGAUGUUUCUGGACACCAUUCUCCCCUCAAGAGAUGAGGAAGGGAUCCGCCCUGCCAUUGGACAGAGGACCAGGCUCAGUAAAGGAGAUAUUGCUCAGGCCAGGAAGCUCUACAGGUGUCCAGCAUGUGGGGAGACCCUCCAGGACUCGUCAGGGAACUUGUCAUCGCCUGGUUAUCCUAACGGCUACCCGUCAUAUACACACUGUGUCUGGAGGAUAUCUGUCACACCAGGAGAGAAGAUUGUUCUGAACUUCACCACUAUGGAUCUAUAUAAGAGCAGUUUAUGUUGGUAUGACUACAUCGAGGUGAGAGAUGGAUACUGGAGGAAGGCCCCGCUGCUGGGCAGGUUCUGUGGGGACAAAGUGCCUGAAGUGUUGGUGUCCACAGAGAGUCGAAUGUGGAUCGAGUUCAGGAGCAGCAGCAACUGGGUAGGCAAGGGAUUAGCUGCUGCUUAUGAAGCCAUCUGUGGGGGGGAGAUCAUUAGAGACCAGGGUCAGAUCCAAUCCCCUAACUACCCUGAUGACUACCGUCCAUCCAAAGAGUGUGUCUGGAAGAUAACUGUCUCUGAGGGAUACAAUGUAGGACUGAGCUUCCAGGCCUUCGAGAUUGAGAGACAUGACAGCUGCGCUUAUGAUUACCUGGAGGUACGUGAUGGCCCGGCCGAAUCCAGCCCGCUGAUUGGUCGAUUCUGCGGCUAUGACAAACCUGAGGAUGUGCGCUCCACCUCUCACACUCUGUGGAUGAAGUUCGUCUCUGAUGGGACUGUAAACAAGGCCGGAUUCGCUGCCAACUUCUUCAAAGAGGAGGAUGAGUGCUCUAAGCCAGAUAAUGGAGGUUGUGAACAGAGGUGUGUCAACACCCUGGGGAGCUUCAAGUGUUCCUGUGACCCUGGGUUUGAACUGGCUCCAGACAAGAAAGGCUGCGAAGCUGCCUGUGGAGGUCUUCUCUCGAAGCUGAAUGGGACCGUGUCCACCCCUGGCUGGCCCAGGGAGUACCCCCCCAAUAAGAACUGUGUCUGGCAGGUGGUGGCCCCAACCCACUACAGGAUCUCCAUCCAGUUUGAAGCUUUCGAGCUGGAGGGCAAUGAGGUGUGUAAAUAUGACUACGUGGAGGUGCGGAGUGGCCUGUCCCCAGAUUCUAAGCUUCAUGGGAAGUUUUGCGGUCUGGAUGUCCCUGAUGUCAUCACGUCUCUGUUCAACAACAUGAGGAUAGAGUUCAAAUCUGACAACACUGUCUCCAAAAAAGGGUUUAGAGCGCACUUCUUCUCCGAUAAGGAUGAGUGCAGUAAGAACAAUGGGGGUUGUCAGCAUGACUGCAUCAACACCGUCGGCUCCUACGUGUGUCAGUGCCGACAUGGUUUCAUCCUUCACGGGAACAAACAUGACUGCAAGGAAGCGGAGUGUGAGCAUAAGGUCCACAGCCCCAGUGGAACCCUGAGCAGUCCCAACUGGCCAGAUAAAUACCCCAGCAGGAAGGAGUGCACCUGGGACAUCACCUCCACCCCUGGACACAGAGUGAAACUACUGUUCACUGAGUUUGAGAUUGAGCAACACCAGGAGUGUGCCUAUGAUCACCUGGAGGCCUUUGAUGGGGACAGCGACUCUGCGGCCAUCUUGGGUCGGCUGUGUGGGAGUCAGACCCCGGAGCCGCUGGUCUCCACGGGCAACAAGAUGUAUCUGCGUUUCAUCUCAGAUGCCUCAGUCCAGCGGAAGGGCUUCCAGGCCACACACUCCACCGAAUGUGGAGGCAGGUUGAAGGCAGAGACUCGUCAGAAGAACCUCUACUCACACUCCCAGUUUGGAGACAACAACUACCCAGGCCAUACAGAUUGUGAGUGGUUGGUGACUUCAGAAGAGGGUUAUGGUAUCCAGUUGACCUUUACGACCUUUGAGGUGGAAGAGGAAGCUGACUGCGGGUAUGACUACAUGGAGCUGUAUGUCGGCGACUCCACGGCACACAGACUGGGGCGCUUCUGUGGAUCUGGGCCCAGAGAGGAGAUCUACUCAGCAGGUGAUGCGAUGUUGAUCCGUUUCCAUAGCGAUGACACCAUCAGUAAGAAGGGAUUCCACAUCCGUUACACCAGCACCCAGUUCCAGCAGAGCCUUGACACCAGGAAGUGAUGACACCUCACCAUGACCCCUAGCCUUGCUGUGUCAAUGACCAGAGGUUCCUCCUUCUGAUUGACAGACGCCACAUGCAUACACACCAUGCACACACACUCUUUUGAGGAUGGGUGUGUGUGUGAGAAACUGAGAGAGAAGGAGGACAGAACAGGGCAGGUUCUAGAACUCUGAAAACACAUGAAGAGUCUGGAUUACAGCUUCACACUGAAACUGGAUUUACAACCUGAACUGGAUUAAAUACUGGAAAUGCAUUUAAUACUGGAAAUGGAUUAAAAACUGGAAAUGGAUUGCAUCCUAGAACUGGAUAAAAAAUGUAAACUUGAGUAUGACUUGAAACUUUUAACAGCUGAAACUGAAUAAAAAUAUAAAACUGUUUUAAAUGCUGUGAAUUGACCACAGGAUCAGUCAUACACAGAGGGAACUUCUUAGACGUUUUACUGACUGACAUUAGCUGCCUGUUUGGCUGACUGUUUUACUGACUGACAUUAGCUGCCUUUUUGGCUGACUGUUUUACUGACUGACACUAGCUGCCUGUUUGGCUGACUGUUUUACUUACUGACACUAGCUGCAUGUUUGGCUGACUGUUUUACUGACUGACACUAGCUGCCUGUUUGGCUGACUGUUUUACUGACUGACACUAGCUGUCUGAUUGGCUGCCUGUUUUACUGACUGACACUAGCUGCCUGUUUUGCUGACUGUUACACUGACUGACUGACUCUCUGUCUGAAUGACUGAAUGGCUGUUUGACUGUUUUACUGGCUGACUGACUAACUGGUUGAGUGUAGUUGGAAAAACUAUGAGGAAAUACUGAGGCAACAUUAUACAAACUUAGAGACAACAUCCAUGUAACGUUCUGACAACGUUCUGAUGUUGAAGCCAUGGUUUAACAAUGUUGUAAAAAUGUUCUGAUAUGAAAAUGACAAGUAUUCAGAUUGAGAGGUUUCAGCUUUCAGUGCAGAAAGAGUUUCUGUUCAGAAAACACUCUGUUGUGACAACAUUAUCCAAAUUGAAAGACAAACUGAAAGACAAAAUAUAGAUAGUGUUCUUCAAACUGAGACAAUGUGCAGACAACAUUAUCAACAAACUGAAGGAGAAUGUUCUGAGAAAGUCUUGACAAUGCUCUGACAAUGUUCAGACAACAUGCAGGUUUGAAAGCACUAAUCCUGUGGAACAACUAAUAUUAUUGCCUUAGAACCAGAUGUUUGUUCCUCGUCUCUGAGUGGCUACAUUAGUUGUUGUUGUUUUAAUUUGUUUGGGGAAUUAUUUGACAAUGAAUUUGAAGAACUUGAAAGAUAUUUUGUGUUUAAAAAAGGAACCAGUCUGUGUGUGUGAUGGGUUGUCUUGUUACUGUAUGUGCCAAGCUCCUGGUGAUCCUGCCCCUCUGUAAGUUCUGUUGUAGCCUUUCUCCUCCAUGUUUGUAGUUCUGUUAAAGCAUACCUUCCAUGUUUGUAGUUCUGUUCUAUAAUAUGAUCCAUGUCUGUAGUUCUGUUCUAUCAUAACCUCCAUGUUUGUAGUUCUAUGAAAUCAAAAUGGCUUCCUCUCUAUACGAGUCAUUAAAACUACA
Esox lucius (northern pike) is the source of this 5469-nucleotide messenger RNA. It is a transcript of the gene tll1, whose product is annotated as tolloid-like 1. The record is from RefSeq and is a predicted model, not a curated record. The coding region runs from base 720 to 3902 and encodes 1060 amino acids. Gene Ontology annotation, biological process: proteolysis. Lineage: Eukaryota; Metazoa; Chordata; Actinopteri; Esociformes; Esocidae. Gene Ontology annotation, molecular function: serine-type endopeptidase activity; metalloendopeptidase activity; calcium ion binding. The transcript is spliced from 23 exons.